Molecule: messenger RNA, 1313 nt
Organism: Menidia menidia (Atlantic silverside)
Lineage: Eukaryota; Metazoa; Chordata; Actinopteri; Atheriniformes; Atherinopsidae
Source: the annotation of a GenBank genome assembly
CAGCCAUCCUGACGUUAGCGUAAAAUUUAGAAAACAAUUCUCCCAGAUAUCCACUUUAGAUUCUGCCGCCGCCAUGAAAGAUGUUAGCGGGUUCCUCAAACAGCAGCAGAGCAGCAGCUCCACGCCGGAGAUGGCGGCGGAGUGGCACGGCCUGGAGGACUUAUACAGCAAAAGAUUGUGGCAUCAGUUGACGCUGAAGCUGACCGACUUUGUCAAAGAGCCCUGCUUUAAAACGGGAGAUGGCCUCAUACAGCUUUACGAGAACUUCAUCAGUGACUUUGAACACAGAAUCAACCCUCUCUCGCUGGUUGAGAUCAUCCUCUACGUCGCCAGGCAGAUGUCAGACCCGAAAGACGCCAUCACGUUCCUGGAGAAGACCAAAGAAAAGGUGAAGAGCAGUGAGGAGGCCGUCAUCCUCUGUAAGACCUCCAUCGGCAGCCUGAAGCUGGAGAUCAACGAUCUUCCCGCCACAAAGAAAAUCAUCGAGGAGGUGGAGGAGAUCCUGAACAACCUCCCGGGCGUGACCUCGGUCCACGGCCGCUUCUACGACCUCUCCAGCAAAUACUACCGCAUCAUCGGGAACCACGCCUCCUACUACAAGGACGCGCUGCGCUACCUGGGCUGCGUGGACAUCAAAGACCUGCCAGAGACGGAGAAGCAGGAGCGGGCCUUCACGCUGGGGCUGGCCGGGCUGCUGGGGGAGGGCGUCUACAACUUUGGAGAGCUGCUCAUGCAUCCGGUUCUGGAGUCCCUGAGGAACACCGACAAGCAGUGGCUCAUCGACACGCUCUACGCCUUCAACGGGGGAAACGUGGAGAAGUUCCAGGGCUUCAAGUCGGCCUGGGGCCAGCAGCCCGACCUCGCCACCCACGAAGCCAAGCUGAUGCAGAAGAUCCAGCUGCUGUGCGUGAUGGAGAUGACAUUCACCCGGCCGGCCAAUCACAGACAGCUCACCUUCACCGAGAUCUCUCAGAGCGCCAAGAUCCCCGUUAACGAGGUGGAGCUGCUGGUGAUGAAGGCCCUGUCCGUGGGCCUCAUCAAGGGGAACAUCGACGAGGUGGACCAGAAGGUGCAGAUGACCUGGGUCCAGCCCCGGGUCCUGGACCUGCAGCAGAUCAAAGGCAUGAAGGAGCGCCUGGACUUCUGGUGCGGGGACGUUAAAAACAUGGCCAUGUUGGUGGAGCAGCAGGCCCACGACAUCCUCACCUGAAAACCUGUUCUACCUUCUGGAUCCCCCCCCCCACGUUUAUUACCGUUUACCAACCGAACGUCCCUCUGUAAAGAAAAUAAAAUGAGUUCUGUACAAAAAUCCA